UUCUUUCUCAUUUUGAGGGGAAAAUGGCAGCAGAGCUCGAGAAAUGCUGCAGAAUCCGGCACAUUGUGAGAUUACGGCAGAUGCUGAGGCGAUGGCGACAAAAAGCCGCAUCGGCUGCUCUGAAAUCGACCGGCCGCAGUAUCCCCUCUGACGUUCCCGCAGGACACGUGGCGGUUUGCGUCGGUUCGAGUUGCCGAAGGUUUGUGGUGAGGGCGACCUACCUGAACCAUCCGGUGUUCAAGAGACUGCUGGUGCAAACAGAAGAGGAGUACGGAUUCAUCAACCAGGGUCCCCUCGCCAUUCCAUGCGACGAGAAGCUCUUUGAAGAGAUCCUCCGAUUCCUCUCCCGCUCCGACUCGUUUGUUAACUCGGACCGUUUUGUAAAUCUCGAAGACUUUCAGACGUCCUGUCACGUAGGCAUCCGGAGUAAUCUCGAUUUCUGGCCUGAAUCUCGGCCGCUCCUCCGUGGAUUUACGGAUAAAACAAUCUUAUAAUUCAAGAAAGGGGGAUUCGAGAUUGAGUGAAUAUAAACUGAGUAAACCUUUCUCUUUUUGCCUUAUUUCUUCUUUUUCUGUUUGAGUCUGUGAUAGUUGAUGAAGGGCGAGUCUGUUUACCUCCGGAGAAUCUAGUGGAGAUGGCAAAGAGGUUCGCCGAGUCGUCCCGAGUUCGAAUCGGAGGUAGGAGUAAUGGAAUAACAAGCUUUAUAUUGAAGAAGAUGUAGGUUGAGAGAUUUCCGGUGAAGAAAGAAAAAGGGGA
Telopea speciosissima is the source of this 756-nucleotide messenger RNA. RefSeq names its product auxin-induced protein 6B-like. Lineage: Eukaryota; Viridiplantae; Streptophyta; Magnoliopsida; Proteales; Proteaceae. The coding region runs from base 24 to 494 and encodes 156 amino acids. Gene Ontology annotation, biological process: response to auxin. The record is from RefSeq and is a predicted model, not a curated record. The transcript has a single exon.